Ictalurus punctatus (channel catfish) is the source of this 5238-nucleotide messenger RNA. Its product is annotated as NACHT, LRR and PYD domains-containing protein 3. The transcript is spliced from 14 exons. The record is from RefSeq and is a predicted model, not a curated record. Gene Ontology annotation, molecular function: protein binding. Bases 1205 to 4498 code for a protein of 1097 amino acids. NCBI's taxonomy places the organism in Eukaryota, Metazoa, Chordata, Actinopteri, Siluriformes, Ictaluridae.
UUCUGUAAAGCUGCUUUGAGACAAUGUCUAUUGUAAAAAGCGCUAUACAAAUAAAAUUGAAUUGAAUAAUGGCGCACUACACGGCCGGCUCUAACAGUGCUGGUGCCAUAUCUGUCCGGCUCUCGAAAGUAUUUUCGCCCCAUUCCUGUUUUGCCAUGGCGAGCACCAUCCACAUUUUCUUCAGGAAAUGUACCGAUCUAGUUAUUAUUAUAAUUAAUGGUGCUUGAAAAGCACUAUUAUUGUUAUUUGGCAAACUUAUUAUAAUUAUAAUUAUUCCUCUUCUUCCACUUUUUUUUUCGGUGCGAAACUAGUCCCACACCGUUUGUCGGAGAUCGACGGUUGAGGUGUCAAAUCGAUCGUCUUAUUGAGCAGAGGUGUGCUGUGUAUUACGGAAGUGAUUGGAAUGUCGGCAUUCCCGGUACGGAAGCGCAAAGUCGGAAAAUUUCCCAUAGACUUGCAUUGAGUUGCGAAAGAAUUGGCGCUCUACACCACCAGCUCUAAAAGAAUUGCCUCCAUACACGCCCGGCUCUCAAAAGUAUUGGCGCCCAAUCUGGCCGACUCUCAAAAGUACUGGCACCCCGCAUGGCUGGCUCUCCAUAGUAUUUCCGCCCUACACGGCCAGCUCUCAGAAGUAUUGGCACCCUGUGACUCCAGCUCUCAAAAGAAUUGGCGUCCAGCUCUCAAAAGAAUUGGCACCCUACGCCGUCAGCUGUCAAAAUUAUUGGCACCCCACUCUUCUGGCUGUCAAAAGUAUUGGCACGCUACGCUUUCGGCUAUCGAAAGUAUUGGCGCCUGAUCUGAAUUUUGCCAUGUCAAGCAGCACACAUUUUCUUCAGGAAAUGUACUGGUCUAGUUUAUUAUUAUUAUUAUUGUUGUGUGUGUGUGUGUAUCUGUCUUAUUAUUUCUGUGUCUGUGUUAUUAUUUCAGACAUCAGAUAUUUCUCAUCUAUAUUAAAUGUUUUCUACACAUUUGAUCAUUUUAGAAAAUGUUUGAAGGAUUUUUACACGCACCCCUGCUCUCAUCAGACAGAACCUCGAUUGGGAAACACUGGAAUAAAGGGUUAGGAAGUGAAAGUGAAAGUCAGUCUCCAUUUUGUGUGGAGGGGAAAAUACAGCAUUUCAGGAGUAAAAACACAGGUUUGAUUUAACACACCGAUGUUGGAGUGAAGUAAACGUGUGUCCUGCUGUAAUCUGGAGAAGGAGACAUGACCUCCAACAUGAGUGUGUCUGGAGAACAGGACUUAAAGAGAGACGAGAGAAUGAUGGAGGGAAAGAGAUCAGACUCACCAGAACCCAGCUGUGUGUCCAUGAAGAGUGACGAGUCAAUGGAGCAUCCACUUAACUUCAGAGACGGAGCCAGUUCUCCUGAUGUGAGACCACAACAGAAGAAAUCAAACCUCAGCAGAAAUCAGUUGGACUCCAUAUUCAAGGAGCUGGAACACAAAGUCAUCACUCUGAUAAAGAAUGAACUGAAGAAGUUUAGGAAGCUCCUGAGUCCAGAUUACCCAGCAUGCACUGAGAGGGAGGUGGAGGAUGAGGAGGAUCUGCACAGUGUCAGAGAGGGAGCGCUGAAGAUCACACUGCACGUCCUGAAGAACAUGAACCACACAGAUCUCACUAACACACUGCACAACAAGUCUGUGGCCUCUGUGUAUCAGACAAAGCUGAAAUCCAGCCUGAGAGAGAAGUUUAAAAGAAUUAAUGAAGGAAUCUCACAGCAUGGAAGCUCAGCACUUCUGAAUGAGAUCUACACAGAGCUCUACAUCACAGAGGGGUGGAGUGGAGACGUCAACAAUGAACAUGAGGUGAGACAGAUUGAGACAGCGUCCAGGAGACCAGCAACACAGGAGACACCCAUCAAAUGUAAUGAUCUCUUUAAAGACAAGUCCAUCAGAAGUGUUCUGACUAAAGGAGUUGCUGGAAUUGGAAAAACAGUCUCUGUGCAGAAGUUCAUUCUGGACUGGGCUGAAGGAAAAGCAAAUCAGGACGUCACCUUCAUGCUUCCACUUCCCUUUAGAGAGCUGAAUCUGAUGAAGCAGAGACAUCUCAGUCUGAUGGAUCUUCUUCAUCACUUUUUCCCUGAAAUAAGAAAACUAGAAGUAAUAGACUGUGACUCCUACAAAGUGGUGUUGAUCUUUGAUGGUCUGGAUGAGUGUCGACUUCCUCUAAAUUUCCAGAAGAAUGAGAGACUGUGUGAUGUGACAGAGUCAGCCUCAGUGGAUGGGCUGCUGACGAACCUCAUCAAGGGGAAUCUGCUUCCCUCUGCUCUCCUCUGGAUCACCUCUCGACCAGGAGCAGCCAAUCAGAUCCCUCCUGAGUGUGUAGACCAGGUAACAGAGGUACGAGGGUUCAGUGACCCUCAGAAAGAGGAGUACUUCAGGAAGAGGAUCAGUGAUCAGAGUCUGGCCAAUAAAAUCAUCUCACACAUGAAGUCUUCAAGAAGCCUCUACAUCAUGUGCCACAUCCCAGUCUUCUGCUGGAUCUCAGCCACUGUUCUAGAGAGAAUGUUGGGUGAAGCAGAGAGUGGACAGAUCCCCAAGACUCUGACUCAAAUGUUCACACACUUCCUGAUCUUUCAGAUCAAACACAAGGACCAAAAGUACCAUCAGAAAUGUGACCCUGAUCCUCAGCAGACCAGAGAGAGUAUCCUGGCACUGGGAAAACUGGCUUUCCAACAGCUGGAGAAAGGAAACCUGAUCUUCUAUGAGGAAGACCUGAGAGAGUGUGGCAUUGAUGUGAGAGAAGUGUCAGUGUACUCAGGAGUGUGUACCCAAAUCUUCAGAGAGGAGUUUGGGCUUCACCUGGGGAAGGUGUUCAGCUUUGUACAUCUGAGUGUUCAGGAGUUUCUGGCUGCUUUAUAUGCAUUUUUCUGCUUUAUUUUUAGAAAGACAAAUGUGUUAGUGGAACAAAGCACUGGACUUUUUAAUUUCUUCAGAAAGUCAGACAUGUCUGAUCUCCUCAGGACUGCAGUGGACAAGGCCUUACAGAGUGAGAACGGACACCUGGACCUGUUCCUCCGCUUCCUUCUGGGUCUCUCACUGGAGUCCAAUCAGACUCUCUUACGAGGUUUAAUGCCCCAGACAGGAAGCAGCUCUCACAUCAAACAGGAAACAGUCGAGUACAUCAAGGAGAAGAUCAGGGAGAAUCCAUCUCCAGAGAAAUCCAUCAAUCUGUUCCACUGUCUGAAUGAACUGAAUGAUCAUUCUCUAGUGCAGGAAGUACAGACUUACCUGAACAGAGGAGGUUACAGUCGUCUCAGGGGAACCAGACUCUCUCCUGCUCAGUGGUCAGCUCUGGUGUUUGUGUUACUGAACUCAGAUCAGGAGCUGGAUGAGUUUGAUUUGAGGGAAUAUGACCGAUCAGAGGAAUGUCUUCUGAAGCUGCUGCCAGUGGUCAAAGCCUCCAGAAGAGCUGAGCUGCGUGAGUGUAAACUGACAGAGGAAAGCUGUAGAGUUCUGUCCUCAGUUCUCAGAUCAAACUCCUCCAGACUGAGAGAACUGAACCUGAGUCACAAUAACCUGCAGGAUUCAGGAGUGAAGCUGCUCUCUGCUGGACUGGAGAAUCCACACUGUACACUGGAGACACUGAGUCUGUGUUGGUGUAAACUGACAGAGGAAAGCUGUAGAGUUCUGUCCUCAGUUCUCAGAUCAAACUCCUCCAGACUGAGAGAACUGAACCUGAGUGACAAUAACCUGCAGGAUUCAGGAGUGAAGCUGCUCUCUGCUGGACUGGAGAAUCCACACUGUACACUGGAGAUACUGAGGCUGCGUGAGUGUAAACUGACAGAGGAAAGCUGUAGAGUUCUGUCCUCAGUUCUCAGAUCAAACUCCUCCAGACUGAGAGAACUGAACCUGAGUGACAAUAACCUGCAGGAUUCAGGAGUGAAGCUGCUCUCUGCUGGACUGGAGAAUCCACACUGUACACUGGAGAUACUGAGGCUGUGUGUGUGUGAUCUGACAGAGGAAAGCUGUAGAGUUCUGUCCUCAGUUCUCAGAUCAAACUCCUCCAGACUGAGAGAACUGAACCUGAGUGUCAAUAACCUGCAGGAUUCAGGAGUGAAGCUGCUCUCUGCUGGACUGGAGAAUCCACACUGUACACUGGAGAUACUGAGGCUGCGUGAGUGUAAACUGACAGAGGAAAGCUGUAGAGUUCUGUCCUCAGUUCUCAGAUCAAACUCCUCCAGACUGAGAGAACUGAACCUGAGUGACAAUAACCUGCAGGAUUCAGGAGUGAAGCUGCUCUCUGCUGGACUGGAGAAUCCACACUGUACACUGGAGAUACUGAGGAUGUAUAACUGCAGUAUUACAGAUGAAGGUUGUGCUGCUCUGGCUUCUGCUCUGAGGUCAAACUCCUCAUCACACCUGAGAGAACUGAAUCUGAACGGUAAUAAUCCAGGAGAAUCAGGAGUGAAGCUGCUCUCUGAUCUACUGAAGGAUCCACACUGUAACCUGGAGACACUACACAUUAACUAUAAUAAACUCACCAGGACUGGCGUAUGACGGGAGUCUCACCUCAAACCUCUUCUCCAGGAUAAAGCAGUUUUGGUGAAGAGUUAGAACCCGUCCCACAUUUCCAGCAGUUUGGGGGCUGAAUCAUUAAACUUAAAGGGGCGGAGCAGAAACAGUCAAGAACAGGGAGAAGGUCGUACACAGGAGAAAUCAACACACGUAACCAAAUAUCUGCUGUACAAAGCAACGGCACCGAUCUGCCCCGGGGAUGGAGACUGACGAGGCUUAAGUACACGUCCGGAAAUGUACAGACAACUCAUCCCAAAGCACGAGGCGGGAGCAGGCGUGUACGAGAUGUGAUCGUCCAAUGGCCAGCAGGAACAUGACGCGUCGCAGUGGACUGGGCUUAAAAGAGGAGGAGACAAGACACCCAUCCCUCCCCCGACAUAGACACACGAAUGGAACAUAGUACAAACAGAAAUACAACUGAGGACGUAACAAUGGCCAAGUAUCAAAUAAAAUGUAAACUUGCAUUGAUGAAGUUAAUGUUGUUAGUAAUUGUUUAUAAAUUACCAUGGUAACACGGAGCUCCAAGGUAUAAAAAUAUGGAGUUUGUCAUCAAUCAAACAGUAACCAGUUUUAAUACCUAAAAAGUUUACGUAGCAAAAUUUAGCAAAGCGCUUUACAGUAAAUUAAAAUGUAAAAUUAAACUAAUGAAAUGUUGUGCAGCACAUGCUUAUGUUAAUGUUUGUUUCAUUAUAUAAUCAUAUAAAUAAAUACUCCCAAAGUCA